AUAUAUAUAUAUAUAUAAAUUUAUUUAUUUUAUAUAACGACAUAUCCGUAUCAAUUCGCCAUUAACAUGAUGCUUCUCGAAAUUGUGAUUAUGUAAUAUUUCAUUUAUUUAAAGCGCCCAUCUCGAUUGUAAAAGCUGCUUUUGUUGUAUCGAUUUUCGUUUAAAACAUUUAAAAUUUCGAGAAAGUUUUCGAGCUACCAAACUGUCAUCCGCGCCAUUUUCAGCAGAGCUAGGUAAUUGCGCAUAAAGUAAUGUAACCGAAUGACGAGAUAAUCGAAAGAGCGUCAUGACGCACGCAUUCUGGGUAAAAUCGUUGUUGCUGCUCAAAAUGGCUGUCGGACGAGAGAUUUCCGUUUCGAGGUCGUGUCCACAUUCGAUGUCAUGUCUGUUUAGUUACAAAGUAUCCAACGUGCGGAUCGUCGAAUCGACGCGGAAAAAAUUGCGGGAUGAUUUUUCCUGAAUUAAUCGGACUCUUUUCGCGACCUUUUAUAUCGCGAAAGUUUCUCACGAGAGAUAUUUUUUACGUUUUAAUAAUUGCUUUUCCGGUCCGCGCACGUACGCACGUAUAGCCAAAGGAUUGUGUGACGCAUGCGCCGCUUUAUCCUUCUCUCCCUCCCAGCUGAUCCGCCGCCGCCGCGUCCAAUAGCCUUUAUCGUCUUAACGUUGCGGCGACGGUAUUCGCUGACGAGGGGUAGGAUCUGGUGACGAGAUGGCGCGCGCGUUGCAUGUCGGGACGAUGGUCGUGGUGGUGGGGGAGGGGAGAGUGAGAAGAAGCGACUCGAGUUCACGAAAUGGCGGUCUAGCUCGCAAGUCUGUGACCAUACAGUACACGAUACUCGAAUAGUUUACCGUGAUGUCGAACCGCCGACAUCAAUAACGAUCUGUUAUCGCGAACACGUGUAUACGUGACAGUGAUACUACUGGAUUUGGCGCGAUUUGUAUGCGGAUCGUUAAGAAUACGACGGGUUGUCGGUGCGACGCGUAGACGGGACCAUGCAGAAAACAUUAGAAUCCGAAUCCGGAAAGGAAUCCGGAUCCGAUUCGGAGAAUGAUAGCAAAAGCGAUAGCUCUUCUUCCGGAAGCAAUAGCGGCUCAGGAUCAGGCUCUGACAGUGACUCUAGUUCCUCGAGCGGUUCCGGUUCUGGAUCAGGUUCUGAUUCAGGAAAAUCAGAGAAGUCGGAUGCACCUGCUGCACAAAGUGAUAGCUUCCAGAGCAAAAGCUCGAAUCACAGCACAGAAACAAAGCUUAGAGUUAAACAUGAGUCCAGCCGCGAGUGGGACGAGAAUCCUGACAUAUACGGCAUUAGGAGAUCCGGGCGUUCCAGGAAGGAACCCGACAGACUCGCGACGAAUCGCGAUAGCGAUAGCGAUGACAAGAAGUUUAAGAAGAAAGGUUCACACAAUUCCUGGAAUUCAGAGAGUUCAGAUUCUGAAUCAGACGAAUCUGAAAAUCGAAGGCCGCCUGCUAGCAAGUCCCUGAACAGACGCGCGGCGCAAAAAGCGAAAGAAAAAGCCAGAGUGCGAAAAAAGCGGAUCUCAGAAUCUUCUGAAAAUUCUUCCUUUGAUAGUGAUGAUAAUAGAAGGCAAGUCACUAGACGGACUGGUACAGCAGUUAGUUAUAAAGAAGAAAGUGAAGAAGGUACUGAUAGUGAAGAUUUGGUUGAAGUUGACGAAUCAAAUCAAGCUGCAUCAACUGAACCUGAUAAUGCAGAAACUAUUGAACAAAUUUUGGGACAGAGAGUGGGCAAGAAAGGAGUUACUGGCAACGUGACGACAAUCUAUGCUGUUGAAGAAAAUGGCGAUCCCAAUCCAGAGGAUCUAAGUAAUGUAGAAACCGAAAUACAAUAUUGGAUAAAAUGGAAAGGUUGGUCUCACAUACACAAUACAUGGGAAUCGGAGGAAUCCUUAAAAGCACAAAAGGUAAAAGGAUUGAAAAAAUUGGAUAAUUUUAUCAAACGUGAACGCAGACUGGAACAGAUGAGAGAAUACGCUGAACCAGAAGAAUUGGAAUACUUUGAAUGUCAAUUAGAACUCAAGCACGAUCUUUUGAAAAGUUACAACAAUGUCGAGAGGAUUAUUGCUGAAUAUAAAAAACCAGACUCGGAACAUCCUGAUUAUUUUUGUAAAUGGGAGAAUUUACCAUAUGCUGAUGCCACAUGGGAAGAUGGAGCUUUGAUAGUGAAAAAAUGGCCAGAAAAGAUAAAGGAAUUUCGUGAUAGGGAGGAUUCCAAAAGAACACCAAGCAAACAUUGUAAAGUUCUUAAAUCUAGACCUAAAUUUUAUCAACUGAACGAACAACCAUCUUAUAUGGGCAAAGAAAAAGAUUUAGUAUUAAGGGAUUAUCAAAUGGAUGGAGUUAACUGGAUGAUUCACUCUUGGUGCAAGGAAAACAGUGUUAUAUUAGCCGAUGAGAUGGGUCUUGGCAAAACAAUCCAAACAAUAUGCUUCCUUUAUUAUCUUUUUCACACGCAACAACUUCAUGGGCCAUUUUUAUUAGUGGUUCCUUUGUCAACUAUGACUUCCUGGCAAGAGAUGUCUCAAUGGGCACCUGAUAUGAAUUUCGUCGUUUAUUUGGGUGAUGUCAAUUCACGUAAUGUUAUUAGAGAAUAUGAAUGGUGCUAUCGAGGAUCGAAGAGGCUAAAGUUCAAUGUUAUACUUACAACAUACGAGAUAGUACUUAAAGAUAAAGCACUGUUGGGUGCCUUAAAUUGGGCAGUGCUGCUAGUAGAUGAAGCUCAUCGAUUGAAAAACGACGAUUCUCUUCUGUACAAAGCACUUAGCGAGUUUCACACCAAUCAUCGUUUGUUGAUCACCGGUACUCCAUUACAGAAUAGUUUGAAAGAGUUAUGGGCUCUAUUACACUUCAUUAUGCCUAACAAAUUUGUCUCAUGGGAAGAAUUUGAGAAACAACAUGAUAAUGCUGCGCAAAAAGGAUAUUCCAAACUACACAAGCAAUUGGAACCAUUUAUUCUGCGCCGAGUUAAGAAGGACGUUGAAAAAUCUCUGCCCGCUAAAGUUGAGCAAAUUUUACGGGUAGAGAUGACAUCUUUACAGAGACAAUAUUAUAAAUGGAUAUUGACUAAAAAUUAUGAAGCGUUAAGAAAAGGCAUGAAAGGAUCUAGUUCGACAUUUUUGAAUAUCGUGAUUGAAUUAAAAAAAUGUUGCAACCAUGCUUUUCUUACAAAACCGAUGGAAGUAGAAAGGGAAAGAAGCAAUGAAGAUUAUUUGCAGACACUUAUCCGUGGUUCUGGAAAAUUAGUACUAUUAGAUAAAUUAUUAGUGAGAUUGCGUGAUACGGGACACAGAGUAUUAAUAUUCAGUCAAAUGGUCAAGAUGUUAGAUAUUCUCAGUGAAUAUCUGCAAAAGAGACAUUUCCCAUUCCAAAGAUUAGACGGCAGUAUAAAAGGGGAACUGAGAAAACAGGCAUUAGAUCACUUCAAUGCUGAAGGAUCGCAAGAUUUUUGUUUCCUGUUGUCAACGCGAGCCGGCGGUCUCGGUAUUAAUCUUGCCACCGCGGAUACUGUGAUAAUUUUCGAUUCCGACUGGAAUCCACAAAACGAUUUGCAGGCUCAGGCUAGAGCACAUCGAAUAGGACAAAAGAAUAAGGUCAAUAUUUAUCGAUUGGUCACCAAAAAAUCGGUUGAAGAAGAAAUUGUGGAACGUGCAAAGCAGAAAAUGGUCUUGGACCAUUUAGUGAUACAGCGGAUGGACACAACUGGACGGACAGUAUUGGAUAAGAAAAAUGCAGGGACCAAUAACAAUCCAUUUACCAAAGAAGAUUUAACUGCUAUUUUGAAAUUCGGCGCGGAGGAUCUGUUUAAAGAUGAAGAAGACGGAGAUGAGGAGCCAUCUUGCGAUAUCGAUGAAAUACUAAGAAGAGCCGAAACAAGAGAUGAAGGUCCAACGACGGUUGGCGAUGAAUUGUUAUCCGCUUUUAAAGUCGCUAGUUUUAAACCUACUUUUGAAGAGGAUUUGGAACCUAUUAAUCAGCCGAAUGAUAACGAUGAUGAAAGUAAAGACUGGGCUGAAAUCAUUCCGGAAAACUUCCGAAAAAAAGUAGAAGAAGAGGAGAAAUCGAAGGAAAUGGAGGAUCUUUAUUUGCCACCAAGAAGUCGAAAAACGCUUCAGCAAAUCAAUCAGGGCGAAGGAAGAGGCAGAAAACGCAAAAAAGUAGAGGAUGAUAGCGAAGAAGAAGAGGAAUCGGGUAGCGAAGCAGAAGGUAGUGACGAUGAAAGACCCAAGAAAAGAGGUAGACCGAGAGUUUUGCCGCGCGAGAACAUCAAGAGUUUUACGGAUGUUGAAAUACGAAGAUUCGUUAAAAGUUAUAAGAAAUUCCCGGCACCUUUGAAGCGAUUGGAUGAUAUCGCAACUGAUGCUGAUUUACAAGAGAAACCAAUGUCGGAAUUGCGCUUUUUAGGCGAACAAUUGAAAUCUAGAUGCGACAUGUGCUUAAUGGAGUUCGAAAACAUGGCGAAGGAGAAUAAAACGGGCGAAGAAGAAGGCAAGGGGCCCGGCCGUAAGAGAGGACGGGGACCUACUUUCAAAAUGGGCGGUGUUAUGGUAAACGCGAAGUCAUUUUCGGCUGCGGUUAAAGAACUCGAACCUUUGGAACAAGCUUUGCCAUCUGAUCCUGAGCAACGCGCCAAUUGGCAUCUCGACAUUAAAUCGAAACCAGCAAAUUUUGAUUGUGAAUGGACUUCCGAGGAUGAUUCGAGAUUAUUAAGGGGUAUAUAUCAACAUGGUAUGGGUUCAUGGGAAGCGAUAAAAAUGGAUGCUAGUUUGGAACUGGGGGAUAAGAUUUUCCCUAAUGGCAGUAAAGUGCAACUUAAACGUGUGAAUGCACGCGCGGAAUAUCUUUUGAAGAUUUUGAAGAAACAAAUUGAUCUCAAGUUAGGAGUGACUCGAAUGAGAAAACCAAGGAAGCCCAAGGAGAUAAAAACAGCAAUCACUAAAGAGAUUGUAGAAGAUAACGAUACUUCUGGUGAUGAAACUAAAAAAUCAAAAUCCAAAAAUGAUAAAUCUGGAAUUAAGAAAGAAGAAGAUAAUGUUGCAAAGAAAGAGAUCAAAGAUGAAAUUGAUGAUUUAUCUGAUGACAAGAAAAAGGAUAAAAAAAUUAAAAAGGAGAAGAAAGAGAAUAAGAAAGCCAAGAAAAAUAAACAAGCUGCAGGUCCUAUGCAUUUUACUGCGAAUAAUGAACCGAGAGCUGUUGAUGUAAUUGGCGAAUUGGAUCCUCCGAUAUUUGAUGAGUGUAAAGAGAAGAUGAGGCCAGUGAAGAAAGCGUUAAAGGCUUUAGAUACACCAGAUAUGUCUUUAAGCGAGGAGGAACGAGUCGCUCGUGCGCGUCGAUGCCUCUAUCAAAUUGGAAACCAUAUCAACACAUGUCUUACGGAGUAUAGAAAUCCUGAACAAAUUAGCGAAUGGAAAAGUAAUCUUUGGUACUUUGCUUCAAAGUUCACAAACUUUAAAGCAAAGAAGCUUUAUAGGAUGUAUAAAAACUUAGUGAAGCAAGGUGGCGAUAGUAAUGGUGGUACCACAUCGAGUCCUGACAAAAAAGAGGAUGCUUCCAAUACUACAAAGAAACAUAAUGAAAGGUCAUCUCACGAUAAACAACAGGGAGAAAGCGGUAGCAGUAACAAGGACAGCAGAAUAACAAAACGUAAAAUUGAUGAUACCGAGGAGAACUCAAAUAGCAGUAUACAAAGUAAGAAACAGAAUAUUUCUGCUGUCAGCAGCAGUAUCACCAGCACGUCCACAGUUACUAUUGGUGCUAUUACGAUUACUCCUAUAACAUCAACGCCAAAUUCCACAUCAAGUACUACUAACAGCGCAGAAACAUCACGACAUAAAGAGCAAAAAGAGUCGAAGCAUAAAGAUAUGAAAAGGGAUAGAGAGCGUGACAGAGAUAGAGAUAGAGGACAUAAUGACAGGGGUAUGGAUAGGAUAAGCGGAGGAAAGGACGACAGAAUCAGGAGAGACAGUGGAGGAUACAAUAUGGGGCAUUACAGUGGAAGCAGGGAGGACGAUCAUUGGCCUAGAGAUGGAAGAGACAUGAGAGACGGCAGGUACGGAUUCGGAGAUCACAAACGCGACCGCUUCGAUAUGUAUGGCCGAAUGUCCGGCGGUUAUCACAGAGACAGGGACAGGGAUCGAGAUCGUAAUAUGCACAUGAAUGAGAAAAGAAGUGAUUAUUACCGUUAUUCGUCGGGACCACCGAGUUAUGGAUACAAUCCGGGUAGUUAUGGUGGGAGCAGCGGCAGCGGUGGUUAUCCUCCAACGGAUAUCGCAUCGGGGCACUUUAGAGGUCGCGGAUAUCUAGGAGAUAGUUAUUCCGGUGAUUGGCGAUCAAACAAGGAUUAUAGACGAGAUUACGAUAGAAGGCCACCACCACCAAAUGCCAACUCCUAGUGCUUCUUUCCUCUUCGGUUGUGACACGAUAGUGAUACCGUUACAUGUAUGAUUUUGAAUAAAAGUUGGUUAUAUGCGUCUCUAUAUAAAAAAUGGUGAUAAUCGUGCGGUGUGUGCACGGCGUUUCUGUGACACGAACCAUAUACAUGUAUAUAUAUAUUGAAAAUCUUGACGCUGUAACGCAUUGGUUGCUAUAGAAUACUCUAGAAACUAAAAUGGAACGUAUUCUAAACGCUCCGGAGCAUUGAUGGCGUCAAUUGGUUCGUAUUUCUGCCAGAGUAUUUUUUGUUAUGUAUAAUAAAUAAACUGCUUCCACGCUCUGCGCAUACAUUUUGCAUUUUCGAUAUUUUAAUUAUGUACAUAAAUAUGUACGUAAAAUUCAGUUUAAAUAUAUAUAGCUCGGGCACGUGAGGAUUCAAAUCCCAUAAUGAUACAUUUUACUUAUCGUCAUCGUUACGAAUUCUGAUUCUAUUCGGACACUAUCCAAUAUUUGACUAUGUUAACAAUUAAUUAUAAAUGGACAUGAUGUAACGCACACACACAAUAUCUAUUAAAUUGUACAAAUUGUUUUAUUAAUCACGUUAUAAAUUUUCUAAAAAAAAAAUUGAAUAUGUAUUAAAUGAAAAUCUAUUUCAAAAAAAUACAAUUGUACGAAAUUGCUCGAUUUGAUGGAGCAAUAUGUCAAUCUAUUUUGCUUGAUAACAAAAUAUCGGCAGCAAGGGGACAAUUCGAACAUUUAUUUAGUAUUCACCAAAAUUAAUCUAUAUACAAAUCAAAACAGAAAUACAAUUCAGGUUGCACUUUUUUUCCAUAGUCUUUUGAUGUUUAUGAUUUAAGGAGAAUAGACAAGAAUACUAUAUA
Cataglyphis hispanica is the source of this 7266-nucleotide messenger RNA. It is a transcript of the gene Chd1, whose product is annotated as chromodomain-helicase-DNA-binding protein 1. Gene Ontology annotation, molecular function: ATP-dependent chromatin remodeler activity; ATP binding; DNA binding. Lineage: Eukaryota; Metazoa; Arthropoda; Insecta; Hymenoptera; Formicidae. Gene Ontology annotation, cellular component: chromatin; nucleus. Gene Ontology annotation, biological process: nucleosome organization; regulation of transcription by RNA polymerase II. The record is from RefSeq and is a predicted model, not a curated record.